Molecule: messenger RNA, 3743 nt
Organism: Pogona vitticeps (central bearded dragon)
Lineage: Eukaryota; Metazoa; Chordata; Lepidosauria; Squamata; Agamidae
Source: RefSeq, a predicted model, not a curated record
GCGAAAGGAGAGACGGCCGGCCGAGGGCGAGCCGGCCAGGCGUCAGGGCCGCCGAUGGGGGACUGCGGAGUGCCUGCUGGCGUCCAGCUGCUGCUCCGCGCUUGCGACCAAGGCGACUGCGAGUGCGCCCGGAGGCUCUUGCUGGGACCUCCGCCGGCCACCGGGGCCGCUGAAGAGGCGUCGGCGGCGUCGGGGGAGCCGGGCAGCAGCGGGACUGGCCCUGCCGGCGACAUCCCUCCCGGCUCCGUCCCCGUGGACUGCACGGACGAGGCCGGCAACACGGGGCUGCAGUUCGCGGCGGCCGGAGGCCACGAGGAGUUGGUGGGCUUCCUCCUGCGGCGGGGGGCGUCGGUGCAGAGCCGGAACCACUGCGGUUGGCUCUGCUUACAGGAGGCACAGUUUGGGCAUCUAACUGUGGCUCGCAUCUUGCUGGAAAAUGGUGCUGACCUUAAUGCACAGAAUAAAUUGGGGGCCAGUGUACUUACCAUGGCCUGUAGAGGUGGCCACAUAAGUGUAGUUAAAUUUCUGCUGGAAUCAGGUGCUUAUGUGGACAAUUACGACCACUUGAGUACUGGUUUGGACAACAGUAAAGAAGAAUUGCCUGCUAUCACACCUCUGAUGGCUGCUGUCCAGCAUGGACAUGAGGCAGUAGUCCAUCUUCUUUUGGACUGGGGAGCUGAUUGUAAUUAUACUGUGAAGACAAUGGGCUGGACUCCACUGAUGUUGGCAGCUGUUAGUGGAAGAGUAAGUUUGGCCCAACAGCUUUUGAACAAAGGAGCCAAUCCUGACCAUCUGAAUGCACUGCAUAAAACAUCGUAUGAAAUCGCUGUUGACUCCAAACAUGAAGACAUGAAAGAUUAUCUUGCACCAUUGACAACAGUUAGACCCCAGACAGAUAUGCCUUAGAGGCAACCUGAUAUCUUCCAUGCUUUGAAAAUGGGGAACUUUCAGCUGGUUAAAGAGAUAACCGAUGAAGACCCAGCACAGGCCAAUGUUAUUAAUGAUGACGGCGCUUCGCCACUGAUGAUCGCAGCUGUAACAGGACAGUUAUCCCUUGUACAGCUACUUGUUUCAAAAAAUGUAGAUAUUGAUAAGCAAGAUAAUAUUCAUGGCUGGACAGCACUAAUGCAGGCCACUUAUCAUGGAAAUAAAGAAGUUGUUAAAUAUUUAUUAAGUCAAGGAGCUAAUGUCAACUUGCGUGCUAAAAAUGGAUACACGGCUUUUGACCUCAUAAUGCUGCUGAAUGAUCCAGAUGCAGAACUUGUGCGGUUGCUGGCCUCAGCCUGCAUGCAAGGAGACAAAGAAAAGAAUAAGCCAAAUAACAAAGCAGUUGCACCGUUAGCUCGAAAUAAGCAAUCUGUGGAUAUCCCAGUGUUACCUGAUGACAAGGGGGGAUUGAAGUCAUGGUGGAGCAGGAUGUCAAAUAGGUUUCGUAAGCUGAAAUUGUCCCAAACUUUGAACCAUGGAUUUUCCAUAAAUCCAUCUGUGCCUUUCCCAGAAGAGUCAAAAUCACCAUUUGAUUGCACAGUGAAGGCCACAUUACAAAGUGAUAACUCAAUAAACCAUGAUGCCACAACAGCAUGGACAACAAAAAGCAAGUCUGAUGAUAUAGGCAGCACAAAAGCAGGAAAGGGUGAUGAAUUAUUGGCAACAGUGUUAAGAAGUGGGGCUCCAUUUACGAGACUGCCUAAUGACAAACUGAAAGCUGUAAUUCCACCUUUCUUGCCUCCUUCAAGUUUUGAACUAUGGAAUUCUGACAGGACACAAGCAAACAAAGAGGGCAGCAGAGAGCAAACAAGGGUUGGACUUGCGCAUAGAGCUCUCAGUCACAACAACGACAGUGGAAAUUCUGACAAAGGAUCCUUAACCAGAAAUACUAGACCCAUUAAGUUGUCAGCAUUUGCAAGAAGACCUCCUACUCCCUCCAAUGCAAGCAACUUCAACCAUUCCCCCCACUCUUCUGGUGGAUCUAACAACAUAGCGGGAGUGAACCGGCAUGGUGGAGAAAUGCAUAAUAAAUCAGGUGGCAGUGCAGACAGUGUUUUGUCUCAAAUUGCUGCUCAAAGGAAAAAAGCUGCUGGAAUACCAGAACAAAAACCAAGCCAACCACAAACACCCAUAGAUUCAGCUCCCUUGCUUUCUCCUCCUGAUAUGGAAAGUUCACAGACUAUUGGGAAUGGGCACCUUCUAAAGAAGCUGGAAAUGAAUAAAAAGCCUCCCUCUGAGAAUUCUUCUACUUCUAAAAGCACAUCCCCAACUCUUACUCCCUCACCAUCACCAUCGCUGUCCCCCAAGGUUCAAAGUGCGGAGUCCUCUCUGUCCUCCUCUCACAGGCAAGGCAAGAGCAGUGGUGGCUCCAGCAGUGGUACUCUGACGGAUGAAGAUGAACUCACAGGCAUUCUUAAAAAGCUCUCACUUGAGAAGUAUCAACCUAUUUUUGAAGAGCAGGAGGUGGAUAUGGAAGCUUUUCUUACUCUCACAGAUGGUGAUUUAAAGGAAUUGGGCAUAAAAACUGAUGGUUCUAGGCAACAAAUUCUGGCCGCUAUUUCUGAACUGAAUGCAGGAAAGGGCCGAGAGAGAAAAAUUUUACAAGAGACUAUACACAACUUCCAUUCUUCCUUCGAAAGCAGCGUUAGCAACACUAGGCCUAGAAAACCUCAAUCACCCCGAAGCUGGGUAAGGCCACAAGAACCUUCUCCCACGAAGAGGUAGCCAUGGACCUCUGCUUUGAAAUCUGGAGCACAGUUGCUGGAAUCCAGCUGUCUUGAAGAAAAAAGUAUCAAAUGGACGUUUAUAAGAGCUUUUCAUUACAGAAUGUGCAGAAAAAUAGCUGUAUUAACAACAUUAUAGGUUCCAUUCUGUAUUGUCAAUUUGGCUUUAAUGAAGCUGAUCAAAAAGCAGAAAUUAAUUAAAAUUUAAUGACUUGAUAGUUGAUAGGUGGUGGAAGAUCAUCAAGCACAAACUGUAACGCAAGAAGAUGAAUGGAUUAUUUCACAGAAAUGAAAAUCUUAUACAACUAUUGUAUAAGAUAAGAAAAAGCAUCAACAAAAUAUCUGUAUUGAAGUCAGCCUAUAUAACUUCUGAAUUGGUUAUCAAUAUUAUGAUAAUAGAACAAAUAUAGAAAUUCAUUUUUUUAAAAGAACUGCAGUCAUUUUCAUAGAUGAGUGCACUGAAUGCAUUGUUAUUUUAUUGAAUUGUGCCUGAGGCAUUUUGUUUAUUAAACAGCAAAUACAAUUUGUAUUGAUACAUAUUUGAACUAGAUUUUUCUACCUUAAGAAAACUUCUAAUGUGUAACUACUUUUUAUAUUCAUGCAUGGGAAGUUAAGGUUUGAGCAUACAGACUGUAUAUACAUUAUUCACAACACAAACUUUGGAAACAAGGUACAGUACUCUACAGGGAGAAGUGCAGCUGAGCGGCUAACAGGUUUUUAUAGUGUUCCUGGAGGAAAGGCAUAAUAAUUAUCUUAAUAUUAUAAACUCAGUAAAAGGUACUAUGCGCCAGAAGUUGUUUUGCCAACAGAUCUGUUGAAGCCAGAAAAAAAAGUUAAAUGAUACAUUUUAUAGCACAGUUUUGACACUAAUACUUUGGCAGGAAGAAGCAUGAGGUCUUAAUACCGAAAGAGAAAAUAAUAGAGUUGUAUGUGACAGUCAAAAGAAAUAAGCAGCAAAGGGCCCAGGAAGGUCAGCCAUGCAGAUGUCCAAUAAACAAUAGGAUAGUAGCACACUAUUCUCCUUGAACUGGA